AUGGCCAGCAGCGUCCUCCAGAACGUCCUCGGCGUCCCCGCUACUUGCGUCCACCAGAACGUGGUCCGCCAGUGUCGGCUGUCCUUUUCCUGCUGGCUCGAGGGUGGCCGCCAUGUUGCCGGUUGUGGCGACAGCCGAUGGCUGUUCUCCUGUUGCGUCAAGGACGGUGACCUCAUAACAUCCGCUUCGAUGCCAGCUCCAGCAUCGAUGAUGUCCAUCAACUCCAAGCUGGCUUACGCGGCUGCCGUUCCCAAGUCUAAGGGGUCCAUGAUGAUGAUGAUGGGGCCACCACCUCCAGGCAUGGGAUGGGAUCAUAUGCCGCCACCGUUUCCCAAGGGAAUGCCCUACUCGGCGGCCAUGGGCCACAGCAAGAAUAACUUCUUCAAGCGCAGGUCCGAUCAAGUGGGGGCUUUGAGUGAAUGCGGCAUCGCUCGAACCCCACAGAACACCCUCCAGAAGCGCAUCAUUGGCGGUCGGACGGCUAACUUUGCCGAGUACCCAUGGCAGGCCCACAUCCGGAUCGCCGAGUACCAGUGCGGUGGCGUCCUCGUGUCGCGGAUGUUCGUGGCCACGGCCGCCCACUGCAUUCAGCAGGCCCGUCUCAAAGACAUCACGAUCUACCUGGGUGAGCUAGACACGCAAAAUUCAGGCAAAAUCGCUGAGCCCCUGCCGGCGGAGAAGCACCGAGCUGAGCUGAAGAUUGUUCACCCCAAGUUCCUGUUCCGAAUGACGCAACCGGAUCGGUACGAUCUGGCACUGCUCAAGCUGACGCGGCCUGCCGGCUACAAGACGCACAUCUUGCCGAUUUGUUUGCCCGUGCGGCCGCUGGAGCUGGUGGGGAAGAAGGGCAUCAUCGCCGGGUGGGGCAAAACCGAUGCCAACAUGGGACAAACGGGGACGAACAUCCUGAGGACGGCGGCGGUGCCGAUUAUAAGUACAAAGGAGUGUCUUCGGUGGCAUAAAAGCAAGCAGAUCAGUGUUGAACUGUUCAACGAAAUGUUCUGCGCAGGGCACUCUGACGGCCAUCAGGAUGCGUGCUUGGGUGACUCGGGCGGUCCGCUGAUCAUCAACGACCGGGGCCGGUUCACGCUGAUCGGCAUCACGAGCGCCGGGUUCGGCUGUGGGGUGGACCACCAGCCGGGAAUCUACCACAACAUCCAGAAGACGGCCAAGUGGAUCCAGAACAUGAUCCUGACGGCGAGUUGAGCGCGACGGAGAUUUUUGGACA
Molecule: messenger RNA, 1228 nt
Organism: Culex quinquefasciatus (southern house mosquito)
Lineage: Eukaryota; Metazoa; Arthropoda; Insecta; Diptera; Culicidae
Product: testisin
Exons: 5
Coding region: 1-1206 (401 amino acids)
Biological process (GO): proteolysis
Molecular function (GO): serine-type endopeptidase activity
Source: RefSeq, a predicted model, not a curated record